Microplitis mediator is the source of this 1785-nucleotide messenger RNA. RefSeq names its product ubiquitin-associated domain-containing protein 1 (gene Kpc2). The record is from RefSeq and is a predicted model, not a curated record. NCBI's taxonomy places the organism in Eukaryota, Metazoa, Arthropoda, Insecta, Hymenoptera, Braconidae. The transcript is spliced from 3 exons. Bases 169 to 1707 code for a protein of 512 amino acids. Gene Ontology annotation, molecular function: protein binding.
UUUUUGUUGAUAAAAAUGAAAAAUUAUGACAACUUAAAUUUUUUUUUGUUGGCAAACUGAUGGGGUAAAAAAAAUUAAAAUUAUUGGGAAAAAAAAAAAAAUAUUUAUGGUAAUUAUGAAAUUUAUUGAGUUUACUGCGACAAUUUACUGAUAAAAUAAAUAAAUUUGAUGAUCCCAUGGAUGAAAGAACAAAUCGCUGAUGUGUGGAAUAGGAAGAAUUCGUCACGGGCUGGCAAGAAAACGUCGGCGUCGACGGGUUCUGGAUCUGGGUCAUUGUCACUGUCAGCGACGAAUGACAGCAAAAAUUCUGACAUUAAAUGUAAUAAUAAAAUAAUGUCAUUGACUGCGGCUUCGACAUCAUCGAAUACUUUUAAUGUCACUGUAAUCAGUUUGGAAGGCGAAGUCCUGGAUGUUGCAGCAAAACCGGAUCUUACUGUCGAUAAAUUAAAGACGAUAGCAAUUAAAUUUUUCUACGGACCGGAUUCCGCAAAAGUGUCAUCGAAUUUUCAUCUAAUUGAUGCCGGGCGCAUAAGACGUUUGUCUGACGACAGUAAUCUGGUUGAAGAGAACAUUGGAGCUGAUGACGAAUUGCUGAUGGUCCAAGUCCGUCCCGUGGUUAAAACCAAGGAAAUAACUGAGGAGACUGUGAAGGGGCCGUCAGUUGAUACGAUCGUCAAGGCCACAAGUCACCUGUCGGAUCCAAAACCCCCGAGACCGACGCCUACGACUGAUUGCCCAGCGGAUUUCCAAGCGGAGAUACGCAAGAUCUUGAUAACUCUGGUGGAGGCGUCCGCUAAGAUCCUAAUGAACAGCCCGGAAGCUGCUACGCUCUAUGAAAUAAUACGAGAGACGUUGGAAUUGCGCUACAAACCUCCGUAUGAUCCUAAGACAGUUAAAUAUCUGACGGAUAUCGGGUUCGCGGAAGCUAAAGUGUUGAGGGCACUGCGCAUUUGCAAGAUGAACGUCUCGGAAGCAUUGGAAUGGCUGAUAGAGCACCAGGACGACCCUGAUGACUGUGACAAUGACGACUACUCGCUGCUGCCGUCAAUCCAAGGCGAUGCUGAGUCAAAUAAUCCGGGGGCUGGUCCCAGUUCUGGUUCACCGACUGGUUCUGGACCUAAGUCAGGAACUGGGUCUGGGACUGGAUCUAAACCUGGUCUUGGAUCUGGUCCUGGAUCAUCAAGACGGAAGAGCAUCAAAGAAGCCUGCUUUGAUAUCAUCAAAGGAACGAAGGAUUCAAAUAAAAAGGAGACAAAUUUAAUUUAUAUCGUUGGGUUGUUGCUGCAGAGUUUCCAUCAGUACAAGCAAUUGGAGUUCCGGCCGAAUCAUAAAGUAAAGGAUUCGUUGAUUGAAAUGGGAUUCCAGGAGAAAAGUGUAGUCGAAGCGCUUAAGAUAACGGGCAACAAUCAGUUUAAUGCUUGCGAAUGGCUACUGGGAGUGAGAAAUAAAAAUCUGCAUGACGUUGACCAGGGACUGGAUGCCGACAGUCCGAUUUAUGAGGCGAUAAUGAGCAAUCCUCAUGUACAACUCAGCCUUACUAAUCCUAAAAUGCUGCUCGCUUAUUUGUCGAUACUAGAGACACCUUCGUCAACAAGUAUUUGGAUUAAUGACCCGGAGGUAUCGCCUGUUUUGAGCCAAAUAUUCAAAACUUAUCAUUCAGAGAAACACGCGAUUCACAUGAAUCGCUAUGAAAAUUCAUCUAGUUAAUGGCUUAUUUAGUAUUUACUGUCAUUUAUUUACUAUGUAAUUAUUUAUGGUAACAAAGUAAUAAACUAAUGAUUAAUA